AUGCACGCCCGCUGGGCUAACAUCCUCCUGGAAUACGACUUCGAGAUCGUGCACCGAAGCGGUCUCAAGAAUCUGGAUGCGGACGGGCUCUCGGGGAACCCUCUCCCAUCAGAUCACGACUCAACAGACGCUCGAAUGGACCGUCGCGUUUCCGAACCUGAAUUGGGUAUCAUUUCUGCUUGCUUGGCAAGACUGGUCGGCCCCACAACUGACGAGGACUCGGUUGUUCGAGCCAUGCCCGCCGCGCUGCCCGCCGCACCGCCGCGUGACCAGCCGAUCGAUCCAGAGUUUCCGGUUAACCUCGACCGCGAUAUCCGGCACGAUGAGCCGCGCGUGAACCUCAUUCGCCGCGUGCACCUGGAUGUGGGACACUACGGCGUCAAAAAGACGUACUCCUUGCUCGAGCCCAUAUAUUGGUGGGUCGGGAUGUAUAGAGACGUCCAGAAGGAGGUCAGCACUUGUGUGGUCUGCGACCGCGUCAAGGCCACCUUCGAGGUGAAGGACCCUGAGCUAAAACCUCUGCCAAUCAUGGGCAUGUUUUACCGUUGGGGGAUCGAUCUUUUCAAGAUGCCCUUCCCCUCUGCCGCCGGCAACCAGUACGUGGUUGUCAUGAUCGAGCACUUUUCGAAGUGGAUCGAAAUUGCCGCAAUUCCUGCAAAGACUGCAGAGAACGUGAAAGCCGCGUGCAUCGAGGUCUCGGCACGCUACGGCGCGCCAGCAGAGGUCUUGACAGACCAGGGAACCGAGUUCGAGGGCCUCUUUGCCGCGCUCCUUCUUGCGCUGUACAUCGACCACUGCAUCACAUAG
Molecule: messenger RNA, 807 nt
Organism: Klebsormidium nitens
Lineage: Eukaryota; Viridiplantae; Streptophyta; Klebsormidiophyceae; Klebsormidiales; Klebsormidiaceae
Source: the annotation of a GenBank genome assembly